Mirounga angustirostris (Northern elephant seal) is the source of this 1910-nucleotide messenger RNA. RefSeq names its product seryl-tRNA synthetase 1 (gene SARS1). The transcript is spliced from 11 exons. Gene Ontology annotation, molecular function: ATP binding; tRNA binding; serine-tRNA ligase activity. The coding region runs from base 95 to 1636 and encodes 513 amino acids. Lineage: Eukaryota; Metazoa; Chordata; Mammalia; Carnivora; Phocidae. Gene Ontology annotation, cellular component: cytosol. Gene Ontology annotation, biological process: seryl-tRNA aminoacylation. The record is from RefSeq and is a predicted model, not a curated record.
GGAGGGCGGGUCAGCGCGCCGGCGCAGUGCGGUGGUCACUGGCUGCUGUGGUACGUUCCUUACGUCACUUAGCGUUGGCCCGAGAGAAGGAAAGAUGGUGCUGGAUCUGGAUUUGUUUCGGGUAGAUAAAGGAGGGGACCCAGCUCUCAUCCGAGAGACGCAGGAGAAGCGCUUCAAGGACCCGGGACUAGUAGAUCAGCUGGUGAAGGCAGACGGCGAGUGGCGACGAUGCAGAUUUCGGGCAGACAACUUGAACAAGCUGAAGAACCUGUGCAGCAAGACAAUUGGAGAGAAAAUGAAGAAAAAAGAGCCAGUGGGAGAUGAGUCCGUUCCGGAGGAUGUCUUAAAUCUCGAUGACCUCACUGCAGACAAUUUAGCUAGCCUGAAAGUCUCACAAAUCAAAAAAGUCCGACUCCUCAUCGAUGAGGCCAUCCUAAAGUGUGAUGCCGAGAGGAUAAAGCUGGAAGCAGAGCGGUUUGAGAACCUCCGAGAGAUCGGGAACCUUCUGCAUCCCUCUGUGCCCAUCAGCAAUGAUGAGGAUGCCGACAACAAAGUAGAGAGGAUCUGGGGCGAUUGUACAGUCAGGAAGAAGUACUCUCACGUGGACCUGGUAGUGAUGGUAGAUGGCUUUGAGGGCGAAAAGGGGGCCGUGGUGGCUGGAAGUCGAGGUUACUUCCUGAAGGGUGUCCUGGUGUUCCUGGAACAGGCACUCAUCCAGUAUGCCCUUCGCACCUUGGGGAGUCGGGGCUACACCCCCAUUUAUACCCCCUUUUUCAUGAGGAAGGAGGUCAUGCAGGAAGUGGCACAGCUCAGCCAGUUUGAUGAAGAACUUUAUAAGGUGAUUGGCAAAGGCAGUGAAAAGUCUGAUGACAACUCCUAUGACGAGAAAUACCUGAUUGCCACCUCAGAGCAGCCCAUUGCUGCCCUGCACCGGGAUGAGUGGCUGCGGCCGGAGGAUCUGCCCAUCAAGUAUGCCGGCCUGUCUACCUGCUUUCGCCAGGAGGUGGGCUCCCACGGUCGGGACACCCGUGGCAUCUUUCGAGUCCAUCAGUUUGAGAAGAUUGAACAGUUUGUCUACUCGUCACCACACGACAACAAGUCAUGGGAGAUGUUUGAGGAGAUGAUUACUACUGCAGAAGACUUCUACCAGUCUUUGGGGAUCCCUUACCACAUUGUGAAUAUUGUCUCAGGUUCUUUGAAUCAUGCUGCCAGUAAGAAGCUUGACCUGGAGGCCUGGUUUCCGGGCUCGGGAGCCUUCCGUGAGUUAGUCUCCUGUUCUAACUGCACAGACUAUCAGGCUCGCCGGCUCCGAAUCCGAUAUGGGCAAACCAAGAAGAUGAUGGACAAGGUGGAGUUUGUCCAUAUGCUCAACGCUACGAUGUGCGCCACCACUCGCACCAUCUGCGCCAUCCUGGAGAACUACCAGACGGAGAAGGGCAUCGUCGUGCCUGAGAAGUUGAAGGCGUUCAUGCCGCCGGGUCUCCAAGAACUGAUCCCCUUUGUGAAGCCUGCACCCAUUGACCAGGAGCCAUCAAAGAAGCAGAAGAAGCAGCAUGAGGGCAGCAAAAAGAAAGGGGCAGCCAGAGAUGUCCCCCUGGAAAGCCAGCUGCAGAACAUGGAGGUCACCGAUUCCUGAACAUUCCUUCCUCCCAGUUUGUCGGGCUUUCGUUUCUGUCAGCUGGGUUCUCAGAGCCUGCCCACGGGCAGGGAAGCCAAGCACCCACUCAUCACCCGCCCCAUCUGACUGCAUUGCUAAAAGGGGAACAGUCUGCCAUGUACAGUGCGACGUUCCCGUCUCCUUGCAUGGGCAUAGGAUCCAUUCACUGACAACUGAUGAAACCAUGUAAUAAAGCAUCUCUGGGGGAAGGCUAGGACUCUUCCACGGUCUUCUGCCCAGGGCUUGAACCCUG